AUGGCAGCAGCAAACUCCACUCCACCUGGCUCUUUGGACCUGAACCAGCCUGGGUUUGCAAAGGAGAUCCUGGGAACUACACUGCAUGUCAAAUACCUCUGCUCUGAUUGCAAGAAUAUUCUGAGGAGGCCGUUUCAAGCUCAGUGUGGACAUCGCUACUGUUCCUAUUGCCUAAAGAAAAUCAUAAGUGUUGGACCUCAGAAGUGUGCCAGCUGCAUUCAGGAAGGAAUAUACGAAGAGGGAAUCUCUAUUUUGGAGGCAAACACGGCUUUCCCUGACAACGCAGCUCGUCGGGAGGUGGAGAGUCUGCCUGCUGUCUGCAUUAACAGUGGCUGCAGCUGGAAGGGGACCAUUAAAGAGUAUGAGGAAUGCCCUGACAGGAACCUCAGCUGCAAAUCCUGCAAAUGUUCUGCAGGAGUCCUGGCUCAUGAUGAAGUCUGCCCUGAAUUUCCACUGACUUGUGAAGGCUGUGGGAAGAAGAUUCCAAGGGAGAAGUUUCGGAACCACGUGAAGACUUGCGGCAGACCCAAGGUGCCCUGCAGGUUUGAGGCAGUCGGAUGUGCUGAGGUGGUGGAAAAUGAUAAGCUGCUAGAGCAUGAGAGCAAGUGUUUGCCAGAGCACCUUUACAUGCUGCUGAGCUUCGUGCUCAGCCUCAAGGCUGGAUCUGGAGACCUGAAGCCCCUUCCUGCCCUUCCCUCAUCACAAAACAGCUCCCCACUACUGGCAGAAAACUCCCUGUGCUCAGAGUCAGAGCUUUCCAGGUCCCUGGAGCUCCUGGGAAGGUGUGAGGCUCUGGAGAGGAAGACAAUGACCUUUGAGAACAUUGUCUGCGUGCUCAACAGGGAGGUGGAGAGAGUGUCCCUGACCGCUGAGGCCUACAGCCGCCAGCACCGCCUGGACCAGGAGAAGAUCGAAACGCUGAGCACCAAGGUCCGGCAGCUGGAGAGGAGCAUUGGGCUCAAGGACCUGGCCCUGGCUGAGAUGGAGGAGAAAAUCCGAGGCAUGGAAGCCUCCACCUAUGAUGGAGUUUUCAUCUGGAAGAUCACAGAGUUUGCCAGGAAGCGCCAGGAGGCCAUCACAGGUCGCUCUCCUGCCAUCUUCUCUCCAGCUUUCUACACCAGCAAGUAUGGCUACAAGAUGUGCCUGCGAGUCUACCUGAACGGGGAUGGCACCGGGCGUGGCACACACCUGUCCCUCUUCUUUGUGGUGAUGAAGGGACCCAACGAUGCCCUGCUGCGCUGGCCCUUCAACCAGAAGGUGACGCUGAUGCUGCUGGAUCAGAACAACCGGGAGCACAUCAUCGAUGCCUUCCGUCCCGAUGUCAGCUCCUCCUCCUUCCAGCGUCCUGUCACCGAGAUGAACAUCGCCAGCGGCUGCCCCCUCUUCUGCCCUGUGUCCCUGAUGGAGGCCAAGAGCUCCUACGUGCGGGACGAUGCUAUCUUCAUCAAAGCUAUCGUGGACCUCACAGGCCUCUAA
Messenger RNA from Indicator indicator, 1476 nucleotides. It is a transcript of the gene TRAF2, whose product is annotated as TNF receptor associated factor 2. Gene Ontology annotation, molecular function: zinc ion binding; ubiquitin-protein transferase activity; tumor necrosis factor receptor binding. NCBI's taxonomy places the organism in Eukaryota, Metazoa, Chordata, Aves, Piciformes, Indicatoridae. The transcript is spliced from 10 exons. Gene Ontology annotation, cellular component: cytosol; plasma membrane signaling receptor complex; cytoplasmic side of plasma membrane. The record is from RefSeq and is a predicted model, not a curated record. Gene Ontology annotation, biological process: protein K63-linked ubiquitination; positive regulation of canonical NF-kappaB signal transduction; positive regulation of JNK cascade. The coding region runs from base 1 to 1476 and encodes 491 amino acids.